AGAUUGGGACGUUCGUAGGCCACGCAAUGGCACGAGAUGUUUAAGCGGAGUCGGCGGGCAUGGCAUGAUGGAUAUGUUGCUGAUCACAAUGUUUGGGCGGAGACAUGACGACAAGAUGGAAGGGAGGAGCGAGAUGGGGCUUCGGAUGGAUUGCACGGCUGAGAACGAUCGCCGCCAGCAGGAUCUACCCCUUGACACUAUUCCUGGACUGCAUGCCGCUCCGCCGACCCAGACCGGACAUGGUCGACAAGUCGGUCAGCAGGUAUGAGCAAUCUGUGGUCCGCACACCACCGGCGCAUCCUCAUGCUUCCUCGCAAGGCAUUUCAAUAGUCUCGGGGCUAUGCGAAUGCUGCACGAGGCCGAAGGACCAAGGAAACCGCCUGGAGCAAGCCCCUCAAAAAGUGCUGCCUGAAAAGGAGCCCGCUUUGGCGACGAGCGGAAGAGCAAGUAUGAGCUUAGCUUGCGGCUUUCACUAGUCCAUCCUCCAAUCAUUGACGGCCUCAUGCACGUGGAAGAUCUAAUUCUCGUCAUUCUUCGAUAAAGUCGCUUCGACUUGCAGUCCUGCUAAACAUCCUAGCGUCGAUCCGGGUGCGGGCCGCGCUCGUUUAGGAUCCACCUGCUAUUUCGGGUGAUUCUAUUGAGCCUUCUACCUUCCUAUUAUCCGGAAAGCCUUCUACCACCGUCUGCCUAGACCGUCGCCAUUU
Molecule: messenger RNA, 704 nt
Organism: Neohortaea acidophila
Lineage: Eukaryota; Fungi; Ascomycota; Dothideomycetes; Mycosphaerellales; Teratosphaeriaceae
Exons: 1
Coding region: 105-476 (123 amino acids)
Source: RefSeq, a predicted model, not a curated record